Galleria mellonella (greater wax moth) is the source of this 4962-nucleotide messenger RNA. RefSeq lists its product as uncharacterized. NCBI's taxonomy places the organism in Eukaryota, Metazoa, Arthropoda, Insecta, Lepidoptera, Pyralidae. The record is from RefSeq and is a predicted model, not a curated record. The coding region runs from base 130 to 558 and encodes 142 amino acids. The transcript has a single exon.
UCUCUUCAGUACCUUUCAUAUUGCAUAUAGAGUGUACGUGCCCCGCGCGACCGGUUUUUGCCGACGAAAACAUUGCUUUCAAACGGAAUUGUUAUGAGAAUAGGUGAUUGUUAAUAUCAAAACAGUUAAAUGCCAACCGACGUUAUGUCAGCUACGUGUUGCGGUACACAUUUCGGCGAAAACUUCAACAAGAAAAAGAACAGUGACGCCGAGGUUAAGGCUGGCUUUUUGGUACUAUUGGGACCAGGCGGCAUGAGGCAGGACGUGAGGGUUGUCGUGUACAGGACCUCUUUAGAGCACUUCGCUGUUAUAUAUCCGAGAAAGAGACUAACAAAGGCCAUCGGCGUGGUCAACCUGAGGAACACGUUUGUCGACCGGGAUGAGAACAACAGUGGUUUUGUUGUCAGGCAAAAGGGUUACGACAACACAGUAUCGGCGAAGUUCCUGUGUUCAGAGCGCGACGUGGAGCCGUGGCUGGCUGCGUUCACAGCUCGCUCCUCACCACACUGUCACCACCACACCAGUCUGCCGGUGCUCGUCGAAGGCGAGGAGAGCUAAAACUGUUACCUAACCGAUAUUAUAUCGGUAACUGUGAUUGAUUGUCUAUCCGCACUUCGCAUAUAUUAUGCGAAUUUGCGAGACGUCGGAACGAGGUUGUGUUUGUUUUGCAAUGGGAUGCGAAAAGUGAAAGCGAAGUUUUUUUUUUUAUCUGUGAGCGCAUGAAAGUGCUCUCUGUAACGAUUAUGUAUUUACCUGAGUAUAAAAAGCGAUUGUGACGCCGUGAGUCACUGCAGCGCGAAUUGGGUUGUCUCGCUGAUUGUCUGCUGAUGAUACUUGUGUAGAUUGUUUUGUUAUCGCGUCUCGUUUCAAUUUUCGAGUAAUGACUGUCUUGUUAUAUUGGUGGACGACCAAAUAUUGUAGGUUAGUCUUAACAAUGUUGUGAUUGAGCUUAUUCGAUUAUUGUCAACUAGAUAUUGGUAGUCAGGUAUUAACAUUUCAUUCGUUGACGGGUUGAUAUUGUAAAAAUAGGUCUGAUAACUUAUUUCAACAGUAUAUUUUGUACAUAUUGAUAAUGUAUAAAUGUAGAUAGAUCUGUAGUUUGAUAGCUUUUACCUGUAGCUAUGCUGGUAUAUUACAGGUUUUCAUACUGUUUUAUAAAUUGUUUUCAGACUAGGUACGCACAUGUGGUUUGAUAUUUAUACUAUAUAUCUUAUUAUAUAUUCUAUUCUGUUUGAUAACUCUCGUAUUUAAAUAUUUGCCAAAUUUAAUCAAAAUUGACACAGUAAUUUAAACAUGACAUUAUAGACAUAUACAGAUCGUUCCAUUCAAUAUUAUCACAUUGUUACAAUAAUUACGAAUUACUAUAUUUUUUUAAUAUAUUUUUCUUUACAAAAUAUACUUGAGUAUAUAACACCUGAGUCCUCAGGAAUGGCAACGCAUGGGGGGCAUCAUGGGCGAAAUAGUAUACUCUGUUAUGUCCAUGGUAUUCUGCUCAUGUCUAUAGGCGACGGUUACCACUUUCCAUCAGCUUGUUUGCAAUUCUAAGUUGUAUAAAAAAAGUUAUUGUUAGAGGUUUUAUUAAACAUUCACUAGGAACAUCGAUUAUGAAAUUUAGUUAAAAAUGGACUUGACAUAAACCUACAUUCAAGAUUAAAUUUAAAAAAUUUACAUAUUUAUUUGUAAUAAUUAAACACGUUACUGUGAAAAAUGUAGAUUGCCUCUGUCUAAACUUGAUAGUAGGAAGGUUUUAACAAAAUAUUACUGCACAAUACAAUUGGGCAACGUUAAGUAAUAACAUAUUUUUGGCUUACAUCACUUUACAUAGAAGUUGGCAACAAACUGACGUAUUUUCUCACUAAACUAACAUGAUAAUAAUUACCAAAGAUUAUAGGAUAUCAUUGGCUUAUAUAUAUAUAUAUAUCCGGUAUCAAUUUUUGGGUAUAUUUUCGAAAUUUAUGAUCCAAUUUUCUUCCAAUUUGAUUCUUUUUUAUUGAAUUUACUAAUUUGGUUGUUGACGAGAAAAACAUUAAUAUGUUCUAAUAAGACUUUGAUAUUUUUGUAAUCAUUCAGAAAGCUAUGUUAAAAUUAUAGUUAAUUUGUUUUGUAUAACAAAAACAGGUUAAAUCUAUUUUAUUAUGUUAGUCCUGUUACCUAUUCGGGAAUUGUGUGUUUUUAUAGGCAGUCAAAAGAACUUGCUUAACUCGACAAAUAGAAAAACCUAUUUCAAAAUAAUUUAUUCGGCUCAUAUCUGUCAUGAUAGGUACAUAUUGCAUAGUGCAUAUACAUUUGAGAAAUAUGAAAUUACUUUAAACUACUUAAAACGUAUUUCCAAAUGUAGACAAACAGUAAUCUUGCGACACACAAGUUUGCGCUUUGUUGCAUAGUUUUUGUUUAUUACCGUAUUUAUUACGUGUUUCUUACGUAGGUACUUUACUCACGGAUUUAGGUAUUUCAACACAGCUUUGAUUGUGUUAUCCAAUUUUAUGUAUAAAUAAUAACUGGCUCUAAUACUUUAUUUACUUUUCAUGAAAAAAAAAAGAGAAUUUCGCCAUCUUUUAUGUGAUACGUUCGUUGUUAAUUCUAAACCGUUUGAAAAAUGAAUGUUUACUUCCGUAUUUUUCCAUAUAUUUUUUUAAAGAUUAAAGUCAGAUGCAAUUUUAAAUUAUUACCAUAGAAUGAUAUAAUAAUAGAAUUAAAUUAAAAUAAUUUUAAAUUAAAUUCGAAUUAAGAAAAAUUGUUUCAUCUUCAAGAGACUUCAAGAAAGAGAAAUAAAAUGAGUGUUCACGCAUUAAAAAGAUGCAGAAAUUAUAAGACAAAAUAAAUAUAGAAGUUAUAAAGGAAACAUUGAUAACUAUUUAUCACGCAAAAUUGUAUGAAAAAAUUGACCCGUUUUUUUUCAAAGCAUUUCUAAGGAGACACUCUAUCUAUAAAAUCUAAGGUUCCAAAGUAUAAUAGCCUGUCUGAUGAUAGACAUAAUUUCUCUUUGUGUAAGCUUUUUUGCACAAGUACAUUGUAGGGUACAAGUUUAUGGAUUUUAUUAUGGCAGUCCUAAACUGUAAUCCGAAAAUUGUUUCUCGUUAGACUCAAAAGUCCAAACUACGAGACAAACAUAGAGAGAAAAUCAUUGGCGUAUUUAGAUCAUUUUAAAGGAGGCAGGAGUUUCAUUACUAGCAAUACACUCCAUUAGAUUGACUUCCACGCAAUUCCCCUAAGACCCCAUCGUGGUUAACUCCAGGAUAAUUAAUUACAAAGGGCUGACUGACUCGCCUUCAUUCUCUUCUGUCAUCUCUCACUGGUGCUUCACCAGCGUAUACCGAUAGCGCAGACGGGGUUACCGUUCCAUUAUCAUCCAUUAAAAAAGCGCACCACUAUACCCUUCCUAGACACGUCUUUUUUUUUAUAAGUGAUAUUGAAAUAGUAACCCCAUCAGCGCUAUCGGUACACGCUGAUAGGGCACCAGUGAAGGAUGAUAGACGAGGAUGAAACAGGUCAGUUAGCCCAUCGUGACGAAUUCAACGAUAAUUGUUCACGAUGGUUUCCAGGGGGAACCACGCGGAGGUUGACCUGAUAGGGCAUAUUGCUAGCAAUGGGGCUGUCAAACUCCAUUACUAACAAUCCCCCCUCCCCCCAGACACUCUAUUGGGAAAUUGUAUUUGCCAAUAAAAGUCUCUCAUCUGCGCAGACUAUAAAGGGACUUGGUUGUAGACGUUCACGAAUUUACGAUAUGACAUUAUCGUCGACGGACAGUUUAAAGUUUUCAUAAAAUUGACGUUAACGAUAGGUCUACAUCGAGUCGUGUUAACAUAAAUAAAAAAAAAACUCAUUAGGAAUUUUUUUACUUGAAUUAAUUAAAUUUUGAUUUACACUUAUACUUACUAUUUUUAUAAUUAUAAAUAUCAUAUUCUUCUUUAUUUAAUAAUUAAUGAUAUAAUUAAAUUAGUUUAAUCAAACGUUCCUGGUGUUAUUACCAUGAAGUCGUGCACGUCGUUUGCAUUAUCAGGUCCGAGGUUUGAUUAACGAUCGAGUCAAUUCAGGGAACGAAGAUUUCUAAUUUGGCUCGGGUUUAAGUGUGUGUGUAUAAUUGUUACAUUUACUUGGGUAUUCGAAAACCUUAUGAUAGGUAAGUGCUAAUAUCCAAUAUAGAUAAGUACUUACCUACACUGGAUAUAAUACGGUAAUAUUAAAGUUAUGAAAGUCGAGGGAUCAAUUUGAAUAUAAAUAAGUAGGAAGAAGUGUGAAUAGAAAUACUUAAAAUAUUCCAAUGUAAUUCCAGUUUUUUUUUUUUAUAAAGCGUUCCUAAAUACGUAUCUUUUUUGUUUUUGGCGGAUGCACUUUGUGCCGUGGCAUAAGAAAGAAAAAAAAAAUACGUAUCUUUGUUUUCGCGCCUUUUUUCCAAGCGAAAUUUUUUUCACGUAACCUUCAUCUAUGGGUAAAUAGGUAGUUCUUUGUAUACCUAGAUACAGACUCCACAUACAAGACACGUAUAGUUUAUUUCAACAGAGUUUAAUGAUAUUAUAAACAAACAUAUAAUAUGUUAUAAUGAACCUGACCGUCAUUCACAACAUUCAUUAGAAGCACUAAUAAAUAAUUAAUGUUGCGGUAAUACACAAUUUCAACAAAACUUACUUACGCUUUUGUUAUGUUCUAUUAACACAGAUAAUAUUUAGUGGAAUAACAGUACGUGGAACAAUAUCGCGCCCUUGUGAGCAUUCACUUGACAUUCCAUAAUUUAACAAUCUCUGCUGUAUGUAUAAGAUUUAAUAUUUACAGUCAUUUGUUAUUCUAUUUUUAAAAAUAGAGAACAUUAAUGUGAUACAUAGAUGUGUGAUUACUCGUAAUUAUAUUUAUGUAAGGUAUAGAUUAAGAAUGUGAUUUAAAUACAUAAAACAUAGAAAACAAUUUAAAUACAUAGAUACAAUGUGUACCGAAAUUGAAUGCCUGAAUAAACUGUAUACCUUAAAA